Messenger RNA from Leucoraja erinaceus (little skate), 4599 nucleotides. Its product is annotated as disabled homolog 2-interacting protein-like. Bases 1075 to 4554 code for a protein of 1159 amino acids. Gene Ontology annotation, biological process: regulation of GTPase activity. The transcript has 18 exons. The record is from RefSeq and is a predicted model, not a curated record. NCBI's taxonomy places the organism in Eukaryota, Metazoa, Chordata, Chondrichthyes, Rajiformes, Rajidae.
UCUUCCCUCUGAAAAUCUUUGGGUGGCACUGUGCCUUACAGCUCCAGAGACACAGGUUCGAUCCCAACUACGGGUCCUGUCGGUACGGAGUUUGCACGUUCUCCCCGUGACAUGCUUGGUUUUCUCUGGGCGCUUCGGUUUCCUCCCACUCUUUAAAGACGUACAGGUUUGUAGGUUAAUUGGCUUCGGUAAGAUUGUAAAAUUGUUCCUAAUGUGUGUAGGAUAGAGUUAGUAUACGGGGUGAUCGCUGGUGGGCUGAAGGGCCUGUUUCCACAUUGUAUCUGUAUCUCUAAACACCUCAACCAAUUAUGUCUGCAUAAUUUAGAGGGUGGUGGAGGCAGGUUCUCUGGAUGCUUUCAAGAGAGAGCUAGAUAGGGCUCUUAAAAAUAACAGAGUCAGGGGAUAUGGGGAGAAGGCAGGAAUGGGGUACUGAUUUGGGAUGAUCAGCCAUGAUCACAUUGAAUGGCGGUGCUGGCUUGAAGGACCAAAUGGCCUACUCCUGCACCUAUUGUCUAUUGUCUAUUGUAUAUAUACACAAUGAACUUUUUUUUGUGUACUAUGUUUACAUAUUCUGUUGUGCUGCAGCAAGCAAGAAUGUCAUUGUCCUAUCUGGGCCACAUGACAAUAAAACAUUCUUGACUCUUGAACUCUACGGAUGGAAUGUUUUCCCAGGGAAGAAGCCUGACGCACAAGGCCUGAAAACCGUGCCUCUUCUUUGAAAGAGGUUUGUGUCUGUCUGUGACUUGGGGGAAGGGGGAGGGCAGAUGUGACAUUUAGGUUUAAAAGAAAACAGUCUUUUGAAUCUUCUCUCCGUGUGACCUUGUGGUUUACUCUUGACAUCAGGGCGUUGUGUGUGAUUGGUGUCCUUCACGCCAGAGCACCCUCCCCUUCUUCCUCUGUGACAGAUGUACUAUCAAAACACCUAAAAAAAACCUCAACCCACACGCACGCACAGGCACAGGCAUCGGCUAAGAAAUCAAGCGCUCUAAACGCGGCAGUGGUUUCAGUUGUCGAGUGUCAAGGGUCCUCUGAGCAGAAGAUACCUAGACCUCCCUCCUUGCCCAGUGCCUGGUGAUGGAAGAUGAGGAGGCUUCACCUGUCCCUGCUGCGGACCAGACCGACAAGCAGCCAGCAGAGAGCCGGUCUAAAGCCAGGCUAAAGGCCUACAAGUGGUUUACAGGCACCAAACAGAAUGCCAAGAGGUGCAAGGAGGAGGAGGAGGAUGGAGGGGAGGAGAGGGCAGAUGAAGAGGACCUGAAGGAGGAUGCUCAAGGUGCAGAGGCUCCUGUGCAGGAGGGUCAGGAGGAGAUGGCCUCUGACCCCGAGGGUACGAGGAAUUCCCAGCAGGAACAACCAUCCAAGGAUGAAGCCCAAGGCAAGAAGGACCAGCUCCCCAAGAAGUCCGAGCCGGCCAAGUCGGUGAGAGGUGCGGGGCGGAACCUGCGGAAGGUGAAGUCGGACUCGGCCGAAAGGAUCCGGAGUUUCCUGACCUCGGUCUCCAAUCGCCUGUCCAGGAAACGUUCUCUCCAGGAACCCAUGCAGGAUCCGUCUCACCAAGAUGAAGUUGAGGCAGGGGCGGAGGGCUCCAGUCAAUCUCCUCCCAUUUCGUUGGUGCCUUCGGCUAGAGUGCCAGUGUGGGACGUCAACAACUGCACGCUGGUCGAUGGUCAACUCCUGCUGAUGUCUCGGGACGAUGAGAACGGCUACAGGUCUCGGCUCCGGACCGGCAGCUCAAUGUCGGAGGUCAGCUUCACCCCCUCACACCCCUGGGAUCCACCGUCUGGGAAGAGGAGUCCCCCAGCAGUGCGGAAACCAGAACGGAUCGGAGCUUCCAGCGAGGGCCCAGUAAACAACGUCAAGAAUCUGAUCAGGAAAAGAUGGAGGAAGAAGAGUCGGAGCCAGACUGAACCACCCGAUUCUCCGCACGGCAAAAGCAACAGAAGGCAGAGCAUCCAGAAGCUGGGGGAGGCUGUGUCCUACGAGUCUUUAUCGGGGCCUUUGAACCCCAUCGAGACACUCGACCUGUCGAAUGAGACGAACGUCAUCAUCAGGAAACUCCACAGUAGCAUCCUUGGUGAGAAGUACUGCUUCGAGGUCAUUAACUCAAGGGGGAGUCGUUGCUUUGGCUGCUCAUCCGCAGAAGAGAGAGACAAAUGGAUGGAGAAUCUGCUUCGAACUGUCCAGCCCAACAAGGACAACCGCGAGAGAGUGGAGAACAUGCUGAGCUUGUGGGUGAAUGAAGUGAAGGACCUGACUCCCAGGAAGAAGUACUUCUGCGAGCUACAUCUUGACGGUUGCCUCUACGCCCGGACCACCAGCAAGCUCAACGCCGACGAGCUCUUCUGGGGCGAGCACUUUGAGUUCAACAACCUGCCCCCCGUCAGGGAGGUCACCCUCCACCUCUUCAGGGACGAAGACAAGAAGAGGAAGGAGAUGAACGCCUUGGGCUCCGUCACCCUCCCUCUGGCGGAGGUGACGGGACGCCAGCACACGGAGAGGUGGCACAGCAUCAACGUGCAGACCGUCAACAAGGGCAAGGUGGUCCUCCCCACCAUCAGGCUCAGCCUGCGCUACCAGAACAUCAAGGUCCUGCCCAUGAUACACUACAAGGAGUUUGCCGAGUAUCUCAUCUGCAAACACACCACCCUGUGCACCGUGCUGGAGCCAGCCCUGAAGGUGAAGGAGAAGGAGGAGGUGGCCUCGGCUCUCGUUCAUGCCCUCCAAGGUGUUGGCAAAGCCAAGGACUUCCUCAUCGAGUCAGGGAUUGCAGAGGUCCAUCGGUGCGAGGAGAAUCACUCCGUGCUCUUCAGAGAAAACACCUUGACCACCAAAGCCAUUGAUGAAUUCAUGAAGCUGGUGGGGCAGAAGUACCUGGUGGAAACUCUUGGAGACUUUGUGACACGACUCUACAAUCCUGAGGAGAAUUACGAAGUGGAUCCAAACAAGUGCUCGGCUAAUGAUGUUUUGGAAAACCAGUCGAAUAUGAGAGAGAGCUGUGAAGAAGCAUUUCACCAAAUCAUAGACUCCCAGUGUGUCUUUCCCGACGAGCUGAGGCAGAUAUUUGCGGCCUGGCUGCGAGAGUGUAUCAGCCGAGGGAAGCCGGACAUCGGACAGCGUAUGAUAUGCGCUUCGCUCUUCCUGCGAUUCCUCUGCCCGGCCAUCAUGUCCCCCAGCCUCUUCAACCUGACCCAGGAGUACCCCAACGACAGCACCGCCCGGACCCUCACCCUCAUCGCCAAGGUCAUUCAGAACCUGGCCAACUUCACCACGUUUGAAGACAAGGAAGGCUACAUGACCUUCAUGGAUGACUUCCUGAGGUCAAACUGGGAAAACAUGAGAAUGUUCCUGACGAACAUCUCCAAUUCAGAGCCGAGCAUGAACGCCUCGGAGUUUGAAGGUUGCAUCGACCUAGGCCUGGAGCUUUCCAUCCUGCAUUCCCUUCUCUGUGACAUUGUCCCACGCCUGCACCAGACCGAACUCAACAAGCUGCAUCCUCUCCCUGCUAUCCUGAAUGGCAUCACUCACUCCAUGGGGGACCCAGGUGCACCUCUGAUACAUCACCAGGAGCUCAGCCCGUACUGCCGGGUGGACAAGCCGACCUACGUGGCGCCCAAGGACGUGAACCAGGUCAGCGCGUCGAUGCUGAGCCUGCAGAGGUCCACGGUGGAGGAACAUCAGCACGUGAGCAGGUUGACAAAAAGCAGCGCGGCUACGGUUAAACGCACCCAGAGCGCGCCGGCACGGAAGAGACCCUGCGUGUCGCACCAGUCGCCUGGCUGGCAGCCCAGUCCAGACCUGGGGGAGCACGCUGACCAAGACACCAUCACCAGCCUGCCAGACCGGCCCUACAGCACCCUGACCAAGAUGCCCUACUCUGGCACCCACUCGCUGAGGUCACCGCGCUCCCGAUCGCACGCCAGCCCGCAGCCGAAAAUGCAGACCCAUCAUCCCCGCCUAAUGCCGGUCGAUUCACUCAGAAAGUCCCAAGUCCCUUGGGAGCGUAACUCGGGAAUCGAGAAAUGGUCCUCACAGACGGAGUCCGAGAGUCAAGGCAGCAGACCUUUCAAGAAGUACGAGCAAGACAUCGCCAGUUUGCAGACAACCGUGGGGACAAUCGCCCAGGACCUGAAGGAGCUCGGAAACCGCAUUAGCAAACACCUCGAGCAAACGCUUCAAGAAAGUGAGGAGAAGCAGAGAAAGGAACUGGAGGAAAAGGACCAAUUGAUCUCAAAUCUCACCAGCAGGCUUGACGCAAUAGAAGAGGAAAGAAAAAAGGACAUUGAUAAGUUAGAAACCACUGCCGAGAAUAAGAUAGCGUGUUUGGAAAGUCGCCUCCUAUCGAUGGAGCAACGGCAUGCAGAGCUUCUGAAGGCCGUGGGCGGGAUGAGGGCAAACCACCAGCCAGCAACCUCCAGCCAGGGUGCUCGUACAGAUACCACAUCCCAGGCUCCGACCAGCCCUGGUCUACCACCUCCACCCGGACCCAAGACACAACCGGAUACCACCGACAAUCAGAUCGUGGAGAAUGGCCAAGUCGAGAACGGCCCUGUAUAAAGACUUUCCUCAACCCCAAAACUCUGUUUGUUCUCCUGUGUACAU